This is a messenger RNA of Drosophila hydei, 1316 nucleotides long. Its product is annotated as odorant receptor 42b-like. Gene Ontology annotation, molecular function: olfactory receptor activity; odorant binding. Lineage: Eukaryota; Metazoa; Arthropoda; Insecta; Diptera; Drosophilidae. Gene Ontology annotation, biological process: sensory perception of smell; detection of chemical stimulus involved in sensory perception of smell. The transcript has 3 exons. Bases 1 to 1197 code for a protein of 398 amino acids. The record is from RefSeq and is a predicted model, not a curated record. Gene Ontology annotation, cellular component: plasma membrane.
AUGAUAUUUGAGUACAUGAGACCACCAUCAUUUGGUGACUUGUUCCCAUCUCGGUACGCCUUCAAGUAUCUGGAAAGGGGCAUGAGAUAUGUGGGCUGGAUGCCGCCAUCGAGGAACAAUCCCAAUUACUGGAUAUAUUGCGCGUAUGGAGUCAUUGUAACUACGUUGUGCGGUGCCUAUUUGCCCUUCGGCUUCUUCAUCAGCUACUUCGUCGAUUUCGGGAGCUUCACCCCUGGAGAUUUUCUAACUUCCAUACAGGUCGCUUUCAAUUCGGUUUGUCUGGCAGUAAAGAUCGCUAUUGUUUUACCAAAUCUGUGGCGCUUUAAGAAGGCAAAGACGCUUCUCGAUAUACUGGAUAAGCCGUGCUUUCAGGAGGGAGCAGGCGACGAAAUACAUCGCUGCGUCGCGCGCUGUAAUUUCGUCUAUAUGGUAUAUCAGGUGGCGUAUAGUUCGUACUCCGCUCUGACUUGUCUUAGCUCUGUUUUAUUCGGCUCGACCCCAUGGGGAUUCUACAUUCCUUUCGUAGACUAUCGUUCCAGCAAUUCACGCUUUUGGGUGGCAGCUAGCAUUGAGAUAAUCGUUGGAUCCGUGGCUGUCACUUUGGAUCAAUUUGUAGACGUCUAUCCGGUGAUCUUUGGCAUAAUAUUACGAACUCAUAUACAACUUUUAAUAAAGCGCGUUGAGCGAUUGCGAAAGAAUAGCAGCCAAAGCGACAAUGAGAACUAUGAGGAGCUGGUCAACUGCAUCAAAGAUCACAAAAAUAUUCUGGAAUUUGCGGAAGUCUUUCGUCCGCUGGUAUCGGGUACUAUAUUUGCCCAGUUUUUAGCAAUUGGCUUGUGUCUGGGUCUGUCGGCGGUUAAUUUGCUGUUCUUUUCGACUAUCUGGACGGGCCUGGCUACGUCUGUGUUCAUUAUCGUAUUGAUGAUCGAAACAUUUCCCUUCUGUUACAUCAGCGAGCUGAUAGAACGCGAUUGCAUUGAGCUGACGCAUGCCAUAUUUCAUUCCGAUUGGGUAAGUGCUAGCAAGCGCUAUAAGGCGACUCUUGUCUUCUUUCUACAUCAGACACAGCAGACGAUUGCUUUUAUUGCUGGCGGUAUCUUUCCGAUCUGUAUGAGAACUAACAUUGAGAUGGCCAAGUUGGCAUUCACAGUGGUAACUGUUUUCAAGCAAAUGAAUAUUGUCGAGAAACUUACCUGAAAUCAAUUUUGUUAAAUUAUAUGCACAUUAAAUUACACGUAGGCAUGCUCUAAACACCUGUAGAAACAAAGCACAGCAAUCGCAAAGAAUAAAAUAUGCUUCAGAACAUCUGUGGCAAG